CGACUGAACGCUCGACAGGCUGUCAAAAUGUCUUUGUUUUGAUUAAAAAUUCUGAUCACAACUCCGAAACCAUCCAGUUUAAUCGCUCUUGUUUUACCAAAAUUUUUAAUUGUACUUUCCAACUUUGUGUUAACCGGUGAAAUUAUUGUGGAUAUUAGCUAGCCCCUAAUCGUAAUAAUGACGGAUGCUAACGAUCCGGAAUCGACCGAUUCGUGCAGCCUGACGGAGGAGGAGGUCGAACCGAAGCUCAAGUACGUCCGGCUGUCGAACGAUUUGAAAAACAUCCUGAGCGAGGAGGCCAUCAGCUGUAUUGCUGUGCAUCCACGGUUUCUCUGCCUUGGGACUCACUGGGGACGGAUUCACAUGCUGGACCCAGGAAAUCGAGUCGAGACGCUGAUCAAUCUACGACAGAAUCCGCACAUUUUGUCUGUUAAUAAGAUUUCCGUGGACAAAGGGGAGUACAUCGGAACAUGUUCCGACGACGGGAUGGCCAUUAUUAACGGACUUUACACGGACGAAAACAACCAGAAGCUGAACGUCGGCAAGGUCAUCAGAGCGGUCGAGCUGGAUCCGUUGCAUUACAAGUCUGGUUCCGGGCGGAGGUUCCUAAUAGGUGAUCACAAGCUGGUGUUGUACGAGCGAACCUUUCUGAAGGGACUCAAAUCGACCGUGCUGAGCGAAUCGGAAGGGGCCGUUAGUGCAAUCAAGUGGAACGGUCAGUUCAUUGCAUGGGCCAGCUCGCUCGGGGUUCACGUGUACGACCUGUCGGAACGUUGCUCACUGGGACUGAUCAAGUGGGAGGAACCCAAAGAGGGAAAACUCACCGACUAUCGCUGCAAUCUCAGCUGGUCCAACUCGACGACGUUGCUCAUUGGUUGGGUAGAUACCAUUCGAAUCUGUGUCAUUCGGAAGCGAAAUCCGAUUGAAGUUUCAACCCGAAAUCUGCCCGCCCACAUUGUAGAUCCUAUGUCCACAUUCCAAACCGAGUUCUACGUGUGCGGCGUGGCGCUCGAGAGCCACCAGCUAGUGGUGCUCGGCUAUCCGAAGGAUCGCGACUCGGAGACGAACAAGGCGCUGCGGCCGAUUCUGUGCGUGCUGCAGUACAAAGCGAGCGACUACAUCGAAAUUUGCACCGACAGUCUGUCCAUGCGGGGAUAUCAAGAGUACAAGUGUGACGACUAUCACUUGGAUUGCCUCAUAGAGGAGAAUCAGUAUUUCAUCGUGUCGCCGAAGGACGUCGUGGUCGCGAGCCUGUACGAAACGGACGAUCGCGUGCAGUGGUUGAUCGAGCAUGGCAAAUUCGAGCAAGCGAUGGACGUGAUCGCGAAAAACGGCGGCAAAUACUCGAUCGUAACGGUGGCCCGGCUCUACCUCGAUCACCUGCUAUCGCUGCAGCAGUACGACGAGGCGGCCCGGCUGUGUCUACGUGCCUUCCAGAACGACAAGCAGCUGUGGGAGGAGGAGGUGUACAAGUUCGUCAAGGAGAAGCAGCUGCGCUCGGUCAGUGCGUACAUACCCCGGGCGGCGGACUGCCGGCUCAACCCGCACGUGUACGAGAUGGUGCUGUACGAGUACCUGCAGCUGGAUCCGGAGGGGUUUCUGGGGCUGAUCAAGGAGUGGGAACCGGGGCUGUACAACACGAAGGCUGUGAUUAACGCGAUCAACGAUCACUUCAACAAGAAGGACGCGAAUAUUUUGCUGGAAGCGCUGGCCAUUCUGUAUUCGCACGAGAAAGAGUACGACAAAGCGCUGACGAUGUAUUUGAAGUUGCAACACAAGGAAAUAUUCGAACUGAUAAAAAGGCACGAUCUGUACUCGGUGAUAAAGGAUACGAUCGUGCAGCUGAUCGAGUUGGACAGCGAAAAUGCGAUACAAAUGCUGCUGGAAAAGAACAAGAUUCCCGCCGAGGACGUUGUGCAAGAGCUUGAAGGUCGCGAAGAAUUUCUGUACCGGUAUUUGGACGCGUACGACAAAAUCGACAGUUCGGGGAAAUUUCACUGGAAGCUGGUCAAGCUGUACGCGGUCUACGAACCGGCCAAGUUGCUGCCGUUUCUCAAACGCUCAAACAAUUACCCCAUCCAGGAAGCGUUCAACAUUUGCAAAGACAAGCUGUUUUACCCGGAGAUGGUUUAUCUGCUAGGUCGGAUGGGAAACACCCGCGAAGCACUGUCCAUCAUCAUCCACAAGCUCAAGGACAUCCAGAUGGCGAUCGAGUUCUGCAAAGAGCACGACGACAUGGACCUGUGGAACGAUCUGAUCAACGAAUCCGUUGAGAAGCCUUACAUUAUGACCAAGCUGCUGGACGGCAUCGCGGGCUUCAUCAACCCGGAACUGCUGGUGAACAAGAUCAAAACGGGGCAGGAAAUUCCGGGGCUGAAAAAUUCCAUCAUCAAAAUGCUGUGCGGGUUCAGCUUGCAGGUUUCGAUCCAGGACGGCUGCAACCAGAUCCUGGUGUCGGAUUACUUCAACAUGCACGAACGGCUGGCCAAGGUGCAGCAGCGGGCGAUGGCCGUCAGCGUGGACACCACGUGUGGGCUGUGCCGGAGGGACAUUAUCGUGAAAGAUCACCUGCGAACCGACGUGGUGGUGUUCAACUGUCGACAUUUCUUCCACGAGACGUGUCUGCCGGACAAGUAUAAUCUGGAAUUUUGCACGGUGUGCAAAUCGCGAAAGCCAAACUCCGAAGCCGAAAAAGACACAAACCAAAAGCGAGAAAGAAGUGCAGAUAGGUCGCAAGUGUGUGUUUGGUCGCUUCGUUGGCGCUUGUGUUACAAAAUCAGUCUCGCUUCAGCAGUCUAUCGGUUCGGUUGUCGUUCAGCGCGCCCGCAGGAGAAAGUGAUAAAAAGACAGACAGAUCGCGCGUUCUACGUGGCCUGGUUUCAUAAUUUUUGGUUUAAUUUGUUCUUGUUUUGUAGGAGAAAGAGAGCACCGAUCCAGAUCAUGACGCAGCAGGGGCCCGCCUUCGACUCGAACUGCAUGACGCUGACGCGGUUCGUGCUGCAGGAGCAGAAGAAGCACAAACAGGCCACCGGCGAUCUGUCCCAGCUGCUGAACUGCAUCCAGACGGCGAUCAAAGCGAUUAGUUCGGCGGUGCGCAAGGCCGGCAUCGCCAAGCUGCAGGGAAUCUCCGGCGACACGAACGUCCAGGGCGAGCAGGUCAAGAAGCUGGACGUGCUGUCGAACGAGAUCUUCAUCAACAUGCUGAAGUCGUCGUACGCGACCUGCCUGCUGGUGUCGGAGGAGAACGACAACGUGAUCGAGAUCGAGACGGAGGCGCGGGGCAAGUACGUGGUGUCGUUCGAUCCGCUGGAUGGAUCGAGCAACAUUGACUGUUUGGUGUCGAUCGGGUCGAUCUUUGGGAUUACCAAACGGAUCAACGAUGGGGCGGAACCUUCCGAGGCGGACGCGCUGCAGCCGGGCAACAAAAUGGUCGCCGCCGGGUACGCGCUGUACGGAUCGGCCACGAUGAUCGUGCUGAGUUUGGGCGAAGGCGUCCACGGGUUCAUGUACGAUCCGUCGAUCGGGGAGUUUGUGCUGACGGACUACAAUCUGCGCAUUCCCGAGCGGGGCAACAUCUACUCGAUCAACGAAGGUUACGCUUCGACGUGGGACAAGUCCGUGUUGAACUACGUCCAGGAUAAGAAGGACCCGGCCAAGGGCAAGCCGUACGGAGCGCGUUACGUGGGCAGUAUGGUGGCGGACGUGCACCGGACGAUCAAGUACGGUGGUAUCUUCAUCUACCCGGCGACGGCCGCGUCCAAGAACGGUAAGCUGCGUCUGCUGUACGAGUGCAACCCGAUGGCGUACAUCGUGACGAAGGCCGGCGGCAAGGCCAGCGCCGGUAAGGACAAGGAAAUCCUGGACGUGGUUCCAACGUCGAUCCACCAGCGCUGCCCAAUCUACCUCGGCUCGAAGCUGGACGUCGAGGAAGCGCUCAGCUACAUCAAGUGAGUUGCGUGUCUGUUUUUGUUUGUGUUUGCGGUUACUGUUAAGACGAAAUAAAUUGCCAUUUUUCUUA
Messenger RNA from Culex quinquefasciatus (southern house mosquito), 4018 nucleotides. Its product is annotated as vacuolar protein sorting-associated protein 41 homolog. The record is from RefSeq and is a predicted model, not a curated record. Gene Ontology annotation, molecular function: fructose 1,6-bisphosphate 1-phosphatase activity; protein binding. Gene Ontology annotation, biological process: gluconeogenesis; fructose metabolic process; fructose 6-phosphate metabolic process. Lineage: Eukaryota; Metazoa; Arthropoda; Insecta; Diptera; Culicidae. Gene Ontology annotation, cellular component: cytosol; cytoplasm.